AUGCACAAUGUCCAUUUAGCAGUGAAUGCUAUGAAGGGAUUUCCUCUCAAAGACUCGUCAGAGUCUGAAGAAGAGGCGUCCAAUUCCAGGGUGAACCAAAUCGACAGAUGUGGGCUGCUAGAAUUUCUUCACCAGGAGGAUGGCAGUACUCUGUCAGACCAGCAGUUCUACCAGAGGCUCCAGAGCUUAAAGGAAGCACACAGGGAGAAGCUGAUGGAGACAAGCAAGCACUUUCAGGGACAUCUGGAGCAAAGGAUGCUGGAGGACUCCAUGCUGUCUGUGGAGACUGCAGGGAAUGUGAGGAAGACAGCUUUAAAUAAGGAUGUGGAGCAGUUCUUCUCCAGUGGGAGACAACACCUCAAAGCCAAUCCAAGCAAGUUGUCAGCUUCUAGGAAUGGAAGUCUAAGGAAAUCUUCCUCUCUGAGUGAGCUGAGCUCAAGAGAUAGCCAAGCUGACAGAGACUCUCCUCCAUUCAAAGAGACACGGAGACCUGUGAGCACUUCAUCAGCCCGGGCGUCAUGUGUGACAAUCCCGCAGCCCUUCAACAUGACCCUCCGGGACGCACAAAAGAAAACUCAGCUUCCGAAAUCCAGAAUGUCCCUGGAUCUGGAGAAACAACUGGUGGAGAAGAGGGAGGCAGAGGAGGCUGAGUGUCAGAAACAGUUCAGAGCAAUGCCCAUCCCAGCACAUGUUUACCUGCCCCUGUUUGAUGAGAUCAAUGACAGCAGGGAGGAGCAGAGGAGGCUCAACCUGGACAGGAGGAAGGAAAUCCUGCUCUCCAUACAGAAGCCAUUCAGCUUUGCAGAGAGAGAAGAAAAAAAGAAGGAGCAAACAAAACAGAUGCUGAGAACAGCCCCCCCGAGCACGCUGAGCGGAAACAUUAAACCCAAAGUGAAAAACAAAAUCCCCAAAUCAGUCCAGGAUCCAACAGUCAGUGACCAUUUAAAAGAGGAUGAACUGUACAGGAAGAUCAGAAUUCAGAGGAGGGCAACAGAUUUGCUUAAAUCAGCUUCAGCACCCAUUCAAGAACAGCCGCAGAAGAGGGAACUGGAUAAGAGCAGCGCUCUGAAAACUAAAAAGAAGACCCUGGGAUAUCUGGAUAAGGAACCCACAUUUCAGCCACGAACAAAUCCAGAGGUUCCCAACUUCGAGAGAUUAAACAGAGCAUUCCAGAAAGAGGCCAUGCGAAGGAAAGAACAGAUAGAGUCGACUAAAUGUAAACCAUUCCAGCUUCGCACUUCCAAUCUGCCACCAAGACAGAGCAGAUCCACUGAGCAUGCACAGCAAGAGUCACGUCCUGUGAUCAAGACACACUUAAAGAGAAGUCAGUCCUUCAAUGGGAUUCUCUCCCUUUCAACUGACACUCUUCCCACCUACAUCACAGACGCUGCAAGGAAACGCCAAGCUGCUAUCAGAAGCUCACUGGAACAGAAGGACAACAAGGAACAAGAGAGGGCUAAAUGGAUGAAGCAGCACAGAUUGAAAUCAGAAGCAAUGAAUAAAGCAGUAACUACACGGGCGAAAGCAAUGGAUACACAUAGGAGUCUAAAGGAUGUGUACAAGGAAAAAUUAAAGCAACACAGGCAGACUGACCAGCACAGGAUGAGGAAGUAUAAGAAAGAGCUGGAGGAGAUGAAGAAGAGAAUACAUGACAGGCCCUACCUGUUUGAACAAGUCACCAAGAGAAAUGCAAUGACCGUGGCAGAGUGCCGGUACCGAGACACACUGAAGCAGGUGGGGCUGAAUGAAGACUUUGUGAGGAAUGCUGGGGGAACGCCACUGUGUGUAUCUGAUGGCGAAGAAAACCAGAGCAGUGAUAGCAAGACCCAGUACAGUAGGUCUGAGUGUGUGAUAAGUUCAGCGGAAAACCAAACAAAAGAAGAGCCAGAGAAUGAAGAGGCAGAGAAAACCAAUGAGGAAGAAAUGAUACAACUAUAAUUACAGCCAUGAGCACUUUGUAUAUUUCUUUGUUUAUAUACAGUAAUGUUUGUAUAUUACAAAGCUGCUAUUGUUUAUAGACAGUAUAUACAUACGCUAAAUACAAUUGGUUUUAAUUUAAGAAAUGGAAUCAUGCUGGACAAUGUGCGUGAAUUCUGAUUUAUGACAAAAGGUUUAAUUUGUUGUUCUGAGUAGUCACAACAAAUUAUGGUUGACUUGACUUUUUAAUUUUUUUUUUCAAAUAGAUGUAAGAGCUACCUGAAAUAUUUCUAAUUUAAUAUCGUAUUAAGUGUUUGCAUCUGAAUUGAAACAAGUUUGUAUUAAUAAUGCUGCAUCAGUACUGUGUGUAAAUAGUUUUAAUGAACACUACUUUUGGCACAUGGCUUUAUGUCUGUUUAUAUUUUGCAAUAUGCCAUUCUUAGAAAAUAGAAGUUUCAUGCUUAUCUAUAGCCUAAAAAAGCUGUUUGUGUAGCAUUGUAUUUGAAAUGUGGCUAGGCUUUUUCUAUGGGAAACAAAAAACAGCUGAGAGUUGAAGAUGCCUUUGAUAUAAAACACAAAUGAUAAUUUGAUCAGUCGUGGGCCAAAGAAAGUCCUUAUUGACACUCGCCUAUUACGGAAUGACUUGAAUUAUUCUUAUAAAUCCAUACUGGUAGUGUUGGAUUUAAACUGAAAAUGUAAUUUUGGCAUCUCUGCCAUGUGAGGUUCUGUAACCACAUUUGGGGCUAUUGCUGACAAAGUGGUGCACUGGUGACCUGCCUUUGAAGGAGUGGACUAAAUUAACAUCUUUCAUUGACAUCCAUGCUGUUGGCAGUGGAUAAAAGUCAAGGGUCUUGGCAGACACUGGCGCAGUUUAAAUCUGCCUGCAAUUACUGUAAAGAUUGGAUAAAGAGGAAGCUAAAUAGAUAUGGCCUGGUGUGCCCCAUCAUUAUGGUGUAGAAUAUUACAGAUAAGUGUGGUCACAGCUUAGAGCAUUGUGAUUGCAUUGAAGAAUAACAUACAUUUAAAGCUUUCUUUUUGAUCAUGAUCUCACUUACAUAUGCAUUUUGAUCUCUACAUAGCCGAUUAUGGAUCUCUAUACAUAGACUGCAACAUAGCAAUUUAAUUUCACUGACGCAGAAGCCUUGGUGUGACAGGGCAGAUGCCCGGCACAU
Polyodon spathula (Mississippi paddlefish) is the source of this 3089-nucleotide messenger RNA. Its product is annotated as protein FAM161B-like. The record is from RefSeq and is a predicted model, not a curated record. Gene Ontology annotation, cellular component: cilium. Gene Ontology annotation, biological process: cilium organization. Lineage: Eukaryota; Metazoa; Chordata; Actinopteri; Acipenseriformes; Polyodontidae.